CAUUUAUGUUGUUCAGGGGCAUGGGGAGCCCUUGUUUUUUACCAAGUUGUCUUGAGGAAGGCAGUAGUCUGAGUGGACAUUUUUGGCUUGCCCUGGGAAAGCGGGGGCUGGUGUGUGUUGUUUGUGGGGUGUCCUCGUUUACAUGGCUUUCAUGGGGUGCCUUGUUUCGCAGGGGUGCAUCAGGGAAGACGUGGGGGAUGCCUUUGGUGGGGUGGGGGGUGCUUUGUGUGUUGUGGAUGCGUGGGUGACAGCAGUUUCUCCUGUCCUGUGUACUGACUGCUGUAGUAUCUGAGCAGUGCAGGGGUGCCAGCACUUUUGCCUUUGCAGUGCGUUGAGGUCAGGCAACACCAUUAGCCUUGAUUAACAGGUGGGGAAUGGAGGCCCAGAGACAAAGUGACUUGCCUCAGGUGUCAUAGGAAGUCUGUAAUGGAGCAGAGAAUUGAGCCCUGGUCUCCCUGACUGGCACCUUAUCCAUUGGACCAUGAGUCUUGCCUUUUGGUUGGCUUUGAGGGUGGGCAUGGGAUAGGAUGGGGGAUAUAUGUGGGGAGGUGGUGGGGAGAUGUUACUUUGUCUUAGGAGGCAAGUUCAGGAAACUGUCUGUGGCUAGUAUUGUUGUGUGGGAGGGGGAAGUGGGAGCUGAGGGAGAUGGUGGUGGCUUUGCCUUAUCUGAGGGCUUGCACUUUGGCAGCUCUUGGGCAGAGGGACCUUUUUUGGUAGAAUGAGAGUGCACCCUGGUUGUGUUUGGCAUAUAUGUUUAAUGCAUGUUGUGAAACUUGGGAAAUACAGGCCUUGUGCUUGGCUGGUGCUGGAGGAACACUUUCUCCCCCCCCCCCCCAAUCCCACUCACAGACUCACUUGAGAGAGCCUCUAGGGCAUUGGUCGAGAGAUGGGCAGACCUCCAGUUUGGGUGAGAUGUGGCCAAGGAGGAACCCAGCUUGGUGGUGCUGGGAAGGCAGGUGAAAUUGCAGCAUAUCGCAAGACCUUCUCAUAGCACACACGCUUGCUCUCUCUCUCUCUCUCCUUUUUCCAAGUCCCUGGAGGACUGCCCUCUGGAUGAGGACGAAGAUGCCUUUCAUGCCCUGGGCGAGGAGGAUGAAGAUAUUGACCAGUUCAACGAUGACACAUUUGGAGCCGGUGCUAUGAUGAUUGGCAGGAGGCACAUGAGCGGUUGGCUGAACUGGAAGACAAGCCUGCAACCACUGGGGAGCAGGAAGAUGGAACAGUCACUGAUGAAAUGGACCUGCUGGGGGACCAUGAAGAGAACCUGGCAGAGAGGCUGACCAAGAUGGUAAUCGAUAACGAACUGGAAGACCCAGCCAUCAUGCAGGCUGUGCAAACCCGGCUCCCUGUGCAACAUCCAGGAGGACUGAACUCCAGCAUCUGGGAUGGAUCAGCAGUUCUGAGACACAUCCGAGGGCCGCUUCUCACUCAGGAGAUGCCUUCCGUGUCAGUGCUUGACUACGCCCUGCCUCAGAGGCCACCCCAGGCCCGGGAUGAGGAGCGCGACCUCUCGGAGAGGGCACUGCCCAGGCGCUCUUCCUCCCCUGUCAUUGGAAGCCCCCCUGUCCGUGCUGUCCCCAUCGGCACCCCGCCCAAGCAGGCUGCCAUGCCGAACUUCAACCAGCAGAUCCUAUGUCCAAAGCCUGUUCACAUUCGGGCUCCAAUGCAGCAGCGUUACCCUGCCCCUUACGGCGAGAGGAUGUCUCCGAACCAGCUGUGCAGUGUCCCGAAUUCCUCCCUCCUGGGCCACCCGUUCCCUCCCAACGUCACUCCUGUUCUCACCCACCUGCAGAGAGCACAGCUGCUAGGAGGUGCACAGGCCGGCCGUAUGUCUCCCAGCCAAUUUGCUCGAAUCUCUGGACUUGUUGGUAGUCCCCUCCCAUCCAUGAACCCCAAGUUGCUGCAGGGCCGAGUGGGGCAGAUGGUGUCACCAGCCAGUGGGUUCCGUGCCUUCUUUGGGGUGCCGCCCCCUCCAGCACCUCCCUCAGCGCAGCAGCAGCAGCAUCCCCCAUGUCCUGGGUCCCAUUUGCAGAACUUAAGGUCCCAGCCACAGAUGUUUCGACCAGACACGACUCAUCUUCACCCACAGCAUCGGCGACUUCUGCAUCAGAGACAACAGCAGAACCGGAAUCAGCACCGGAAUCUGAACGGCUCAGCGGGGGACCGAGGGAGCCAUCGAAACAGCCAUCAGGAGCAGAUGCAGAAGGACCCCUAUGCCAAUCUUAUGCUGCAGCGGGAGAAAGACUGGGUGUCUAAGAUCCAGAUGAUGCAGCUGCAAAGCACUGACCCAUACUUAGAUGAUUAUUACUAUCAGAAUUACUUCCAGAAGCUGGAGAAAAUAUCAGCAACUGAGGAAAUGCAUGGAGAUGGCCCCAAGAAGGAGCGUACUAAACUCAUCACGCCCCAGGUAGCCAAGCUGGAGCAUGCCUACAAGCCAGUGCAGUUUGAGGGCUCAUUAGGGAAGCUCACGGUCUCCAGUGUGAAUAACCCCCGGAAAAUGAUUGACGCAGUGGUGACAUCCCGCAGUGAGGAUGAUGAGACCAAGGAGAAGCAGGUUCGAGAUAAGAGACGUCAGACACUUGUCACAAUUGAAAAGACAUAUAGCCUCCUCCUAGAUGUGGAGGACUAUGAGAGACGCUAUCUUCUGAGCCUGGAAGGGGAAAGGCCAGCCCUGAUGGAGGAGAGGAAGCAGAAGAUCUGUGACAUGUAUGACAAUCUGAGGGGGAAAAUGCCCAGCCAAGAUAGGCCUAGUGAUGACCACUUUGUACAAAUCAUGUGUAUCCGGAAAGGGAAACGGUUGGUUGCCCGGAUCCUCCCCUUCCUGUCCACGGAGCAGGCCGCUGAUAUACUCAUGGCAACAGCCAGGAACCUGCCUUUCCUUAUCAAGAAGGAUGCUCAGGAUGAGGUGCUGCCCUGCCUGUUGAGACCCUUCUCUCAUGUUCUAUAUCAUCUUCCGCUGGGAACUGUCACCAGCCUUCUGCAGCAGCUAGCAAACCUACCUCACAGUGCAACAGCGCUGGCACCUGCCAACCUGCACCUCUCAGCUGUGCUCCAGAGCAAGUUCGGCUUGUCCCUGCUAUACUUGGUUUUAAGCCGUGGGGAAGAAUUGCAGAGUUCAGAUGCUGCCACAGAACUUAUGCAAGACAACCAGUGGACAGAGCUGAUGCUCAUGGCAACCAGAGAGCUUCUGCGGAUCCCUCAGGCAGCCCUCGCAAAACCAGUGUCUACCCCCUCUAACCUGUUAGCCCUUUUCUCUCGCUACGUUGAUCAGCAGAAGCUGAACUUGCUGGAGACAAAGUUGCAGUUGGUGCAGGGAAUACGGUAGAAGGUUUCAGAACACCCCAGCUGCCAUCCUUGCCGCCACCAUCACCACCAGAGUAUUUCAGUGGAGGAGGGGGAGGCACUUCCUCCCCCGAAGCAAAGUCUUGUGGGAUUUUUUUCACUUGGAAUUUUGGCAUGGGAGACCCUCCCUGGCUCCAUGAACUUGGUUGGGUGUGUGUUUUGGUUUCUCCCCUCCUGGCCCCCGCUGCUAGGUCACAGCUCUAUAUGUCCUUGCUGUGCUGAGCUCUCCCCCAGUUCUGAUUUUUUCCCCUCUGCCUCUUGACAACAGCUGCUGCUUCUCCAAACAUCCCUUAUCUAUCCCCUUCCUUUCCCUCCCCAGCACACACACUACUGAGGGAUUGGGAAGGAACGUGCCUGCUCCUCCUUCCUGCCCCCUGGCCAUAGAGAUGCCAGAGAGCCAAGGAGUUGGGAAGAGAAUCCCUGCUCACUCUAGAAGAUAGUGGGAGGUGCUCAACAGCCACCCUGCCUCCUUAUAUGGUUGGCAGGGUUGAGGCUUUUAAACAAUUUAUUGGCCCUGUGACCUUCUCUCUAAUCUUUGGCUGAGUCGUGAGUCUCAUGGCUUCUCCUUUCCUCCUCAUAAUCAAGCACUGAGGUCUGCUUCUCCCCCCGCCCCAGACACAGCACAGGGCCCUAGUUCCCUGUGCAGUUAAUUGCACAAGUGGGCUCCCCUCUCACCUAUCCCAAUCGUGUGAUGCAGUGAACACACUUUUUAUUCCCUUUUUGCACACUUGCCUCGUCUUCCCAUGAACCAUUUUAACACCCAGCCUUCUUCUGCAUUCCUGCACCUUGUUUAACCCCCAGCAGCUCAAGAGCCCUCUGGCCACUAACUAUGGGGUCUGGGUUUGAUCCUUUGCAGGUAGAGCUCCAGGCUAGUUGAAGUUUUCCAUGUCCAUCCAUGGCUGGGUCCUGCUGUUUGCUCCUUUUCGAAUGUGGUGGGGUUUUUAAUUUGACUCUGCUUUUAAAAACAAAAAAUAUUUGCACAUGUAGGUAUUUUACAACCAGUAAACUCUUCCCUGAUAUUAACCAGCUCCCUCUCCUCUUUACCCCCAGUACAACCAGAACCUCCAUCUGCCCUGCUCCCUUCCUCCUCCACCUUCACUUCCCUCACAGCCAAUCAAGUGAAAAAAGUUCAUUUUAUUAUAUUUUUCUUUGUGCUUUUUCUUCCCUGAUUUUGGUUCUGAUUAAUGAAAUAAAAGUUUCUAAAUUUA
Molecule: messenger RNA, 4550 nt
Organism: Alligator sinensis (Chinese alligator)
Lineage: Eukaryota; Metazoa; Chordata; Crocodylia; Alligatoridae
Gene: PATL1
Product: PAT1 homolog 1, processing body mRNA decay factor
Exons: 18
Coding region: 1235-3325 (696 amino acids)
Biological process (GO): P-body assembly; deadenylation-dependent decapping of nuclear-transcribed mRNA
Cellular component (GO): P-body
Molecular function (GO): RNA binding
Source: RefSeq, a predicted model, not a curated record